Messenger RNA from Penicillium soppii, 2673 nucleotides. Its product is annotated as putative C6 and C2H2 transcription factor RegA-like. Gene Ontology annotation, molecular function: DNA-binding transcription factor activity, RNA polymerase II-specific; DNA binding; zinc ion binding. Gene Ontology annotation, biological process: regulation of DNA-templated transcription; DNA-templated transcription. The transcript is spliced from 5 exons. Bases 1 to 2673 code for a protein of 890 amino acids. Lineage: Eukaryota; Fungi; Ascomycota; Eurotiomycetes; Eurotiales; Aspergillaceae. The record is from RefSeq and is a predicted model, not a curated record.
AUGCUCACCAAUUCACCACCGAAAUCGGACCGUCCCGACAGUUCUCCAACAAAAACCAAGGACGGCUACUUCCAGUGUGGUUUCUGUAAACGGCACUAUAAUCGAGCAGACCAUCUCAUCCGCCAUGUGCGCUCUCAUACGAGAGAAAAACCAUAUAUCUGCGACGUUUGCGAUAAGGGCUUCGCCCGACCGUCAGCAUGGCAUAUACAAUUAGUUGAUUUGUCUUAUAGGGAUUUGUUGAAACGCCAUGCAGCGGGCCAUGCCAAUGAGCGUGACAGAAAGCGAAAGCGCAGUUCAUCAGUCGCUAAGCAAAGCAGAGUAUCACAGGCAUGCAAAUCUUGCGCAUCUUCAAAAUUGAAAUGCGACGAAGACAAGCCCUGUCGGCGAUGUCGGGAGCGCAACAUGGCUUGCGAUUGGCAGGAUGUCUCUCAGGACUCAUCACCAGAACCAAUACAAGACAAUAUGCUGGACACGCCAGCAGCAAGCAAUCUGCCUUUAGAAUUGAUGCCCUCGCCUUCUAUGGCUUUUUCGCCAAUGCCGACACCUUUAGAUGAGUUCACAUCGGCCAAUGCUUUGAUGAGCCCUGGCGUCGCUCUCCAAAAUGCAAUUGUCUCUCCGAUUGGGAACAUCGGAAGUGAUCAGUUGCCCAUCGAUAGUGGAGCUAGAGUACCACCAGCUGACAGACGAGCAGUAUCACCAAACGACCAUGAAAGUGGUAUCUUCAGUAUUGACGGCACUUUCUUCCCCAAUUUCAUCCCAGACUCCCUAAUCCCAUCCCUUGCACGCUAUAAUGACCCAGACCCCUCAAAUUCUAUGCCUGAUUACGUCCAUUAUGGCGCUCUCGACAACUUCCACUUCGACCUUACCCUCACAGACGGUGAUUUCGGUCUCAUCGACUUUUACAACUCACAGAGCAUGAUUUCCAAUUUCCAAGUCCCCCAACAUAAUGACCGAUAUGAUACUGAUAGCGGCAUUGGAAUCGGCGCAGAAGCAUACCACCGAUCAUCAUUCUCUGCAUGGAAACCCGCGCGCGAGGAUCACGCCUUCGACGACCAUGAGAACUUGUCAGUACCGCAAGUGAUGGAUAGCCCCGAAACCAACAUCUCGUCCGAAGGGCCUGUUCUAUGUGAUAGGCUAUCAUCUAGUAGCCGCGACCUCAUUCUAAGUAUGAUUUUGGAAGUCAGUCGGGAGGCGAACCUGAGUCGGAUCUUGAAGUCUUUUCCCGGGACGGAGCUGCUAGAUGGCUUGAUCCAGCAGUAUUUUGAGCACGAGAAGCACCAAAUUGGGACUUUCAUUCACAUGCCAACUUUCCAAACGAAUAGCGAGGACCCUGGGGUUCUUGCUAGUCUGGCAGCUGCUGGGGCUGUGCGCUCGCCCAACCCAACCAUUCGAAAGCUUGGAUAUGCAUUGAAUGAGGGUGUGAGAAUGCAUCUUCCGUCAAAGUACGAAAGAGAUAAUACUUUUAUUCGUGAUUUGCGGACAUCACAGAUCUACGCGUUGACUAUUGAUAUCGGUAUCUGGAGUGGGAACCGACGAAAGACCGAGAUUGCCGAGAGUUUCUCGCAGCCACUAAUUACAAUGCUUCGUCGCGCAUUGCGUUUCCGUCGCUCAGUCUAUUCUACGAUCGUACCACUUGCAGAAGAUAAAGGCCAUGUUUUGGAGACGAAGUGGCGAAAUUGGGUUGAUCAAGAAUCUUUCAAGCGGCAGACAGCCAUGGCUCUGAACGUAAACCCGGUCAUCUCAUAUGCAGAUAUGGAGCUCCCACUACCUGCUUCACGUCAAUUAUGGGAUGCUAAGUCCGCUACCGAAUGGAAAGGCCUUUUCCGCACAACAGUUCCAGAACGUCUACCAUCGCUAGCCGACCUACUGCGUGACAUGUCACAAUUAUCAGUAAUCCAGGAACGGAUCGAUACUCAAUUCGCAGCAUCAGUGCUAGUCCACGGCCUAUCGGCACUGGUAAAUGAAUACCACAGACUCAAAUUCAUUUCCAGCAGCAACUCCAAACAUUGGCACGCUCUUGUCACUAACUCACGCCAACAAGAGCUCGAUCAAGCCCUGCAGCAUUUCCGCAUGGUCUGCUCGGAAUUACACGUCCAGUGCCGCCCCGAGAUUAUGCUGGUAUGCGAAGUUGUUUCAAUGCUCCUCUACAUGUCGCUCGAGGAACUCCAGCUCUUUGCUGGUAAAGAAGAUAAACAAGAGGCACGGCGUGUGUAUCACUCCGCCCUGGACUGGAUCGUAAGUCCUGAUUCCCGACGAGCGGUCUGGCAUGCUGGCCAGGUCAUCCGUGCCGCCCGGACUAUGCCCCCAGCUUCUUUGACGGGAUUCUCGGCAAUCGGGGUCUACUACGCCAGCCUUGCCUUCUGGUCAUAUAGUGUAGUUUCCAAGGCCAAUACAGCAAGGCUCACGGGAAGUCCGAAUUCUCAGCUGUCGAAUACUGGAUCGACUGUCUUUCUCGAUGGCGACCAGGGGCCUAAUAUUUCCAAGUUUGUGACCCUCGGAUGUGGGCUUCCCGCCUUGCAAGGGGCCGGAGGAGCGGUUUAUUUGGUCGAUCCAGCGAACACGAUGAGACUGGCGCAGGCAACGCUUCAGCUGGAGCCGUCAGAGAAGACACCUGCUUUGGUGCAGAUGCUUACUCAAUUGAUGGGAGAUCUGGGGAAUUGCGUGCGUGUAUGA